UGACUGCCUGGCUGCUCUGACUUAAUUGCAGGCACAACAAGAUCUCUCUUUUCUUUUUUGAGAAUGACCAACACAUCACCAUUAUAUUUAUUGCCUUCUGUCACUUUGCCUUUGACAAAGUCGUAUGAAUACUACAGUCCAGUACCAACUCUAAUCGCUGAAAACAUACCCAACAAGAUCAAUGAGCCGUGCGUUUUAGGUGUCGAUGAAGCUGGUAGAGGACCUUGUUUAGGACCCUUGGUGUACGCAGUGAGCUACUGCCCAUUGUCUCGUCACCAAGAGUUCAAGAAGCUUGGAUUUAUGGAUUCAAAAAAGUUGACAGAGGAUAAAAGAACCGUGUUGGCAAAACUCAUUGAAGCAAAUGCAGACUGGAUCGGUUGGGCAGUAUACGUGAUCGCGCCCCGCGAUAUUUCCUCUGGCAUGUUUAGAAGGCCUGCAUAUAAUUUGAACGAGAUGUCUCAUGACGCAACAAUUAAAUUAAUCAGACAAGUCUUGGAUAGAAAAGUGAAUGUGGAAGAGAUGUAUAUCGAUCCAGUUGGACCCUCACAAAGCUAUAAAAACAAAUUAUCAUCUCAUUUUCCUGGUAUCGCUAUUACGAUUGAACCUAAAGCAGAUUCGAUUUACCCCAUUGUCAGUGCUGCCAGUAUUUGCGCCAAAGUCACCCGAGAUCAAAUUGUUCAGAAUUGGCAGUGGACAGAAACUGCGUUAGAAGGUAAAGUGCCCAAAGAUUUCGGAUCUGGCUAUCCUUCUGAUCCCAACACGGUGAAAUGGAUGGAUAAAAAUGAAGAUGAGUUCUUUGGAUUUCCCAGUAUCAUGCGUUUUAGCUGGAAGACUAUUUCAAACCGUAUGAUCCAGACAAGAACAAUUGAAUGGUCUGAGGAUGAAGAUGAUGAACAAGAACCAACAACGAAACGUGCUAAACAACUGCAAGAAGAGAAGGAAGCGCAACGUGAAAGAAAGAAAAAGAGAGCUUCAAAAUACAAUCAUCACCAAAAAGGAAAUAUCAAUCAACAUUUUAGUUUGGACACCACUACCAAUUUUGAAUAAAAACUUUUUUUUUGGGG
Molecule: messenger RNA, 1064 nt
Organism: Mucor mucedo
Lineage: Eukaryota; Fungi; Mucoromycota; Mucoromycetes; Mucorales; Mucoraceae
Product: ribonuclease H-like domain-containing protein
Exons: 4
Coding region: 64-1047 (327 amino acids)
Biological process (GO): DNA replication, removal of RNA primer; mismatch repair
Cellular component (GO): ribonuclease H2 complex
Molecular function (GO): RNA-DNA hybrid ribonuclease activity; RNA binding
Source: RefSeq, a predicted model, not a curated record